CGCCGGCUCCGCAGCCUACAUCGUUCCCCCCCCCCUUCAGUUGCCGUGGAGACGGAGACGCUGCGUUGAGACUGAGGGGUUCUUUAGCAAGACUUUGAAGAGGGGGAAGCAGGAGGUAAAAGAACAUCUUGGUCAGACCCCCACCCCCACCCCCGACCAGAAACUAAUCAUGCUAGGGAGCCCCGCCAGUUACGGGUACUUGGAGCUGGGACCCACAGAUGUCUUGGAGCGUAAAGGCUCCCUCACUCUCCGCUCCCACCACAAGAACUACUCGAAGCCGGUCCUGGUGUAUGGCUGGCAUGUUGACAGAGAAGGAUAUCCCAAAGAUUAUGAUAUAAAUCAAAUUCCUUUUGGCUCCAAAAAUCUAUGCAAUUCAAGUUACCUGAGAUAUGGAAAUGAGGAUACUAUGCCUCCGGUGUCAGAAACACAUGCUGAAAUGGUGAAAACUAUUUUCUGUGAAGACUUUGGGGAAAGAAAAAGUUUACCUCUGCUGAAUAAGAACACAAUAGACCUUGGGAUUAUUGAACGGGAUCUUGGAUUGCCCAAAAGAGGCUUUGGAGCCCUCUUUCCUCGACACCCACCAGAUCACCGUAGAAUGGAAUGGAUGACAUCAUAUAAAGAAGACUUUGUUCCUCCCUAUGACUAUAUGAAAGUUAUUCAGCCUCUCCAAGACAUGUACUCAGUAGUUCACCGAAGAUGCCGUUCUCAGUUCGCUGAUGUUGAAGGUUAUAAAAGGCCAGGUAUCCAUUCAUGGCAAGAUGAGAGUGGGAUUUAUGGCAAUUCAGAUUUAAGACAUACCCUCUUCCCAGCAGUCAGUCCUAUCCUCCCUUUCCUGAAAUAACACACUGUGUCUUCUGUGCAAAAGUACCUCUUUCACUGCGUUUCUUGUGAAAGAGCAAUAAACAAGUUAAUGGCUUA
This is a messenger RNA of Monodelphis domestica (gray short-tailed opossum), 918 nucleotides long. It is a transcript of the gene CFAP95, whose product is annotated as cilia and flagella associated protein 95. The record is from RefSeq and is a predicted model, not a curated record. NCBI's taxonomy places the organism in Eukaryota, Metazoa, Chordata, Mammalia, Didelphimorphia, Didelphidae. Gene Ontology annotation, cellular component: plasma membrane.